Molecule: messenger RNA, 831 nt
Organism: Bacidia gigantensis
Lineage: Eukaryota; Fungi; Ascomycota; Lecanoromycetes; Lecanorales; Ramalinaceae
Exons: 2
Coding region: 1-831 (276 amino acids)
Source: RefSeq, a predicted model, not a curated record
AUGGAGCAGAACCAUCUGAUUGAGACAGCGUCGGUGCAGACGGGGAGUAUGCUUAUUUGGGAUACGGGUGCCUACGAGGUUCUGCCGUAUCAGUCCUCGAAUGUGGAGGCUGAUUUGGAAACGACGGACGAAGAUGAGGAUGAUAGUGAAGAAGAACGUUCCAUGCAUGGAACGCCAGAAUACUCGAGCUUGAGAACAGAGCAGGAGAAGCUGGCUCAGGCUUUCGAUAAUCGCAAGAUCCGCCUUCGCCUUCACGGAGCUCGGCUCCCCAAGGACUAUACCAUCAGCCUCCGCCUCUCAUCGCAAGAAGAUCGCUCGCAGCAGCCUAAAGCUCCCUCGAGAAAGCGCAAGCGCGGUCAGAGUAAUCUCAAGAAGACGACCUCUCAGACCAAGGCUCAAGCAAUUCAUCCGAGAAACGACGAGUCAUCGUCAGAUGCCGAAACAACAGCGUCCGAUUACCCGGACGAAGGAUCGAGAGAUGGCGCAAACGGAAAGCCAAAUGUUGAGGGAGACGAGGAAAGUCGUAUUACAAACACGUACCCUGGCGCCUCUAACACAAUCAACUCUAUCUACCAGAGGCGGUGGUAUCUUAAUUUUGACCGGCGAUCGUCAGGCUUUAUCCCUCAGAUGAAAUGGGAAGGCGAACGGAAACGUAUUUGGGCGAGGAAGAGGCGCAAAGAUGGCGCGCUGGAUGGCUUUGAGCCCUUUCGGGUCAUGGGCGCGGAAAUUGAGAGAAGUAUUGUCACUGGAAGGACUGCGAAACAGGUAUUGGUUGACGAGGGUGUAAGCGGGUACGAGAGUCGGAGGGGUUGGAGGGCAGUAGUAGAGUGA